Messenger RNA from Coffea eugenioides, 2259 nucleotides. RefSeq names its product homeobox-leucine zipper protein PROTODERMAL FACTOR 2-like. NCBI's taxonomy places the organism in Eukaryota, Viridiplantae, Streptophyta, Magnoliopsida, Gentianales, Rubiaceae. The coding region runs from base 1 to 2259 and encodes 752 amino acids. Gene Ontology annotation, molecular function: lipid binding. The transcript has 10 exons. The record is from RefSeq and is a predicted model, not a curated record.
AUGGGAGUAAGGAGCUUAAUUGAUAAAGAUCUGAUCAGGAGAAUAGGAAAUGGGAGGAGUACCAGUGUUUGGGAUCAUAAAUGGAUACCAAGGUCAAGCACAGGUAAACCAACUUCUAGUAGACCUAUUAACUAUGAGCUGAAGAUGGUGAAUGAACUAAUCUGUCACAAAAGGGAUGAUACUGAGAGGAUUCUAAGUAUUCUUAUAAGCUUGAUAGGGAGGGAAGACAGUUAUUUUUGGCAACCACAGGCAGGAGGAACUGAUACAGUCAGCUCAGGCUAUAACAUCCUAAUGGAGGAAAACAGUAGUGCAAGGAAAUGCAAAACUAAUGAAGCUGGCACAAGUUACACAGAUGAGAGCCAACAAGAAGAAAUGGAGAACUCUAAGAGAAGGAAGAGCACAGAAGAAACAACAUACAUGCAUGUACAGCAAAGUCAGGGCCAAGAAGCUGAAGGAACCAUAGUCUUGGAAGUGGCAACGACUACGCAGAAAGGACAGACCUCACUUGGUAUCAGUGUCACCGCUAGGAUAACUCCAAACACUAGAAUUGCAGAAUGGGCUUUGAAAGAGAGAAGUUUAGGGAACAAAGUCCAGGAUGACGCAGUGGCAAUCAAACUGAUUGCCCGUUUGACAGAUCUAAUGGCCAAAUAUGCUGGCGAGAAAUUUGCCAAUAACAAUGUUGGUUUCUUUUCAAUUGGUCCAAGUAGCUCUGCUAAUCCUGAGGCUAUGAUCGCAUCCAGAGAAUGGCAACAAAAUGUUACUAAAGAGACGGUUGUUGAGGAAGAAUUAAUCAGGCCAUUAUCUGGACAGACUAUCAUUGAUAAGACAACAGCUACUAUGCUUGUGAAUUUAGCGACGGAGGAACUUAUUAGGAUGGCUGAAAUUGAAUAUCCUUUAUGGAUUCCAAUCAUUGAUGAUAAGAGCUAUCUGCUAAAUCAAGGUGCUUACUAUGAUAUGUUCACCAGAGGAGUUUGGCAAAAAAUAGCUGGAUUUAAUGUUGAAGCAUCCAAGGGAACCGAUAUGGUCAAGAUAAAUCAUGUGAAUCUAGUGAAGAUUUUCAUGGAUACGGAUAAAUGGUUAGCUGUAUUCGCUAACAUUGUUUCAAGGGCUUUAGUUGUAGAGGUGAUAUCAGAAAGGUCUGAGUCCGGAAGCUGCAAUGGAACUUUGCUAAUGAUGACAGCUGAAUAUCAAGCCCUCACACCAACUAUUCCAACUCGGGAGAGCUUAUUCCUAAGAUGUUGUAAACAACUAGGUGAAGGUACAAGGGGGAUUGUUGAUGUUUCUUUUAACAAUUCUUUCUCUCCAGGACCAUUAGGAAAGUGCCAGAGAAGACCAUCCGGUUGUAUAAUUCAAGGGCUACCAAAUAAUUGCUCCAAGGUUAUAUGGAUUGAACAUGUACAAGUGCAAGCUGAAAGUAUUCAGUAUUUAGGAAAGCCCUUUGUUGAGUCAGGUUUUGCAUUUGGAGCUCCUCGAUGGAUUUCAACAUUGACUAGACAAUGUGAACAUCUUGCAACUGCAAUGCAGAUGAAUUUCUCUCCUUAUAAUGAUUCUGUGGUUAUAAGUCCAAAAGGAAGAAAGAACAUCCUAAAGCUAUCUGAAAAGAUAAUGCUUGAUUUUAAUGGCGGUGUAACUUCCUCAACUGCAUAUGCGUGGUCGAAUCUAAUUGAAAAUGAGAAUGAUCAAAUAAGGAUUAUGAUAAAAAAGAGUGGAAAUGAUCCCAGAAAGUCUUCAGGAAUUACCUUAAGUGCUACAACUUCCAUAGGGCUUUCGAUAUCUGAAAAGUUAGUGUUCGACUACCUUCGUGACACUGGUACUCGAACUCAUUGGGAUAUUCUCUUUGAUGGUGGAAAUAUCCAAGAAAUGAUGCAGAUAACUAGUGAUAAUGAAUCCGGUAGCUGUGUCUCCUUAUUACAGGGUGCAAAUACCAGCCUGGAUAGAGUGCUAUUAUUACAAGAGUGUAGUACUCACCCAACCGGCUCUUAUAUAAUUUACGCUUCUGUUGAUCACCAUUUGAUACAUUUGCUAUUGGCUGGUGGAGACUCUGAUGAUUUAGCACUCAUUCCUUUUGGAUUUACUAUAUAUCCUAAUUGGUCUACGCCUGCAUUACUUCUUGGUGGAGUUGCUGGAAAUGUUGGAUGUAUUCUAACCAUUUCUUUCCAAAUUUUUGUUAAUUCUGUUCCAUCAAUAUCCGUCUUUAACAAGCUCAUGGAGUACACAUCUCAGAAGAUUAGAAUUGCUUUGACUCCUCCUAGUACCUGA